Messenger RNA from Candida albicans SC5314, 1788 nucleotides. RefSeq lists its product as uncharacterized. The coding region runs from base 1 to 1788 and encodes 595 amino acids. Lineage: Eukaryota; Fungi; Ascomycota; Pichiomycetes; Serinales; Debaryomycetaceae. The transcript has a single exon. Gene Ontology annotation, molecular function: transporter activity. The record is from RefSeq and is a predicted model, not a curated record. Gene Ontology annotation, biological process: transport.
AUGUCAUCUGAUGUUAAACAACUACUACCGCAAUGGAUUUAUAUUAUAUCAUUUUAUUCUUCUAUAACAUCAACCAUCAUUAUCUUAUUAUCAAUUUAUUUCCAUUUACUUAAUUAUCGUAAACCAUUUCAACAACGAUUAAUGAUUAGAAUUCAAUUAAUUGUACCAUUAUUUGCCAUAUCAUGUUAUUCAAUGUUAAUUAAUCAAACUUCCCCCAUAAAUAAAUUUUUAUUAGAACCGAUACGUGAAGUUUAUGAAGCAUUUGUUAUUUAUACAUUUUUUUCAUUAUUGACAGAUAUGUUAGGUGGUGAACGACAAAUCAUUAUUGUUACUAGUGGUAGAGAACCAAUUAGUCAUCCUGGUAUAUUAAGAUAUUUAUUACCUAAAUUAGAUAUAUCUGAUCCUCAUACUUUUUUAAAUAUUAAACGAGGAAUAUUACAAUAUGUUUGGUUGAAACCAAUAUUAUGUAUUACUAUUAUAAUAUUAGAAUUGAUUGGAUUAUAUAAUGUUAAUGAUUUAAGUAUUAAAUCAAUUUAUUUUUGGUUAACAUUGAUUUAUAAUGCUAGUGUUACAUUAUCACUUUAUUGUUUAGCAAUUUUUUGGAAAAUUUUAUGGAAUGAUUUAAAACCAUUUAAACCCGUGGGGAAAUUUUUAUGUGUUAAAUUAAUUAUUUUUGCAAGUUAUUGGCAAGGAGUCAUAUUAGCUAUAUUAUCAGUAUUGAAAUUAUUACCUAAUGGAGAUAUAGCAGAAAAUGAUGGUGAAAAUAUUGGUAUUGCUAUACAAAAUGCAUUAUUAUGUAUUGAAUUGAUUGGAUUUGCUAUUGGUCAUUGGAUUUCAUUUAGUUAUUAUCCAUUCACAAUAUCACAAUUACCUUAUGGUAGAUUUCAAUUCAAAUAUGCCAUAAAAGAUUGUUUAGGUUUUAAAGAUUUAAUAUCGGAUUUUGGUUUAACUUUCCAUGGUGAUUAUUAUAAAGAUUAUAAACAAUUUGAUUCAGUAGAAGCAAUGGUGGCUCAUCCAGAAUCAAAGGGAAGAAUGAGUCGUAUUCAUCAAGGUUUAAGAUAUCAUUAUGAUGGCAAACAUAAACAUUGGUUACCAGAAAAUCAAUCAUUAUUAUCGGCCACUACUCUUCUAUCCCAACAAGGGCAAGGACAAGGACAAGGACAAGGACAAUUACUGAUAAGUUCUAAUUCAAUGAGUGUUCCUAGUACUUCAGAAAUUCAUGCAUUAGAUACUUCUUCAAUAUUAUCAAAUAAUACUUCAAUGAAAGGAUUAUAUCCAAUAUCAUCACGUCGAUCAUCAUCAUUAGAAGAUAAUUAUUCUCCAUUACUUGAUCUACAACAACAACAACAACAGCAAGCGUCGUCGGAACAACAAUAUAUACAACAGCCAAUAUCGAUUCAAGAUAUCAUGGAAAAUGAUUUAGAAUUAUCAUCAUCUUUGUCAUCAUCAUCAAAUAACCAUGGUGAUUCCAUUGAUUAUACUAAUGAAGAAUUUGAUAUUGAUGAAAUAUUAUAUGAUGAAUCAAUUAAACAAAUUAAUAUAUAUCGAUUAGAUGAUGAAAAAAUUAAAAAAAUUAUAAAUUAUCCUAUUGUUGAUGAAGUCAUUGAUAGUCAUUUAUAUGGUUAUAAAGUUCAAAAAUUACGUCAACGACAAAAAAUUCGUGAUUUAAAAUCAAAACAGCAACAACAACAACAACAACAUCAACAAAAUAGGGAUGCCAGUGGUGGUAGUAGCGUAUCACCGAUUUUACAAUCUAAUGAAAGUUAUCGAUAUGGAAGUAUUGUUUAA